CCGUUGCGAGGCAGGCCAUGUGUAGGUAUGCCAACAGGUUUUACCAGAGGAGAGGUGAGGCAGUAGACGCCGCCCAUCAGGUGUGUGCGCACAGUGACUCACUGUCUCAAUGUUUCACCACCGACACACAGCUCUUUCUUUCCGACACUCCGCGGGGACGUUUGGGUUCAUGCCUCCGUUCAACAAAUGUGCACGAAGAGGCUUUUUACAGAGUAACUAACCUGCCGGAGGUGACGCAGUUUAAAUGUGUUAUCCCAUGUUUCGGAUAUGGCCUCUGCUUCUGCUGGGAGGACUCGUGCUGCCAGGGAUGCAACAUGUCAGUGGAAUAAUUAUUUACACUCCGAAAGAGUUGGAAGCAGCCAACGGGACGGAUGUGAAACUCAAGUGCACCUUUUCUUCCAGUCACCCAGUGUCAGCUAAGUCUGUCACCGUGUCCUGGAUUUUCAGAGCCCUAAACUCUAAUUCGGAUGAGUCGGUCUUUUACUACCAAGAGCAACCGUACCCUCCCAUGGAAGGGCGUUUCAAAGGCCACGCGGUGUGGUCGGGAGAUAUUAUGAGAAAGGAUGCUUCCAUCACCCUGCAUGAGGUGCCUCCGACCUUUAAUGGCACCUUCAUCUGCCAGGUGCGCAACCUUCCCGAUGUGCACGGCAGCAGCGGAGAGCUUGUCCUCAGUGUGGUCAAAAAAGGCAGCACCCAGCUUUUACCCGUUGUGAUCACUGAUUGGAGAUUAUUGUUGCUUCUAGUUUCCCUCUCUGAGAUCAGCAUCCUGGCAGUAGCAGUUGGCGGCGCCUGUGGCCUAAUCCUCAUCCUCCUCUUUAUCGUUAUGGCGGUGAAGUUCUGCAGGAGAAAACACGUGGAGUCCGACCCUGAGAUGCAAGUGCGGGAACACGAGUUGAAGGACCCGACCGUCUGCUCACCUGAAGAGGCCGUUCAUCUCACAGUUUUCAAAAAGGAGAAAGAACCUGUUAGCUCAGAUGAUGAAGAGUCUGAACCCAGCAGUGGAGAUGAGGAAGAGGAAGGCCUUGAAGAUGAUGAUGAUGAUGAUGAUGAUGACGACGACGAUGACGGUGGUGAUUAAAUUGUCACACUUGCUCGAUUAUUAUCGUGUUUCCAGGUAUAACGUCUGACUUUUUCAACUCAUGACCAUGAUUUUAAAUGGUUAGUAUAUGUGUAAUUUAUUUGACUUUUUUUUUUAGAGUUUUGUGAAUUAUGGUCACGAAAUUACAGUUUGAAUAGAUGUUGAAGAGUAGAUGUUAAAGGAAUGCCCACCCUCAAAUGCCUUUUUUAAAAAAUAUAACUCACCCCGAACCUUACAUUUUUAUAGAAAAAGUUGUGGUGUUUUUGCAUGGCUCCAAUUUGGAUUAAGAAUUAAAAAUCUUAGAAAAGUUGUGACAAAUGAAAGCAAACAGCAAUACUUUAUAAAACAAAGUUGUUACAAACCCUCACACAACUAUUAGCAGACUUUGAAAUGUAAAAUAGGUGGAGUUUCCAUUUGAGUUCUGUGUGAUGUAUGGAUGUGGAUUGAUGGAAGUGAGUUUGUUGUUUGUGUCUCCUGUAACUUUGCUUCUUUGUGGUGUUUUGACUGGAUUUCCAUACAACUGCUUCUGGAAUUCUAUUGCCUUUAUAUCAAUUUAGUGAAAACUCGUGAAUUUUCAUGUCAAAUAAAUGUACUAUGGAUUUUUUCAGGAGAGAAGAGCCAGUUUAAUUUGGCUCAUUGCUUAACCUCCACUGGCUAGUGGACACGUUGUUUUUUCCACUUUGGUGUUAAAUGAUGCUCAGGUUCAAUCUUUAAAAGCAUCAGCUGAGAGUACAAAAAGCCUCAUUUGGGAAAGAAACGGUUUACCUGUGGCAUAGUGUGUCUGUGAUUUAUGAGUGAUGAACAAAGUAAGGGGUUUACUAAAUUGUAUGAGUGAUUGUGUAUUUAGAUUUUGUACAUAGUGUAAAAUAUGCAGAACUAUACACAGUUUUUUAAGAAAUAUUAACCCUAGAAAUGUUGUCUAUAUAUUUCCAACCUAUCAUGGAAUAAAGAAUUGUUUUUAAAAUUA
This is a messenger RNA of Eleginops maclovinus (Patagonian blennie), 2045 nucleotides long. RefSeq names its product myelin protein zero-like 2b (gene mpzl2b). The transcript is spliced from 5 exons. Gene Ontology annotation, biological process: cell-cell adhesion. NCBI's taxonomy places the organism in Eukaryota, Metazoa, Chordata, Actinopteri, Perciformes, Eleginopidae. The record is from RefSeq and is a predicted model, not a curated record. Gene Ontology annotation, cellular component: plasma membrane. Bases 245 to 1078 code for a protein of 277 amino acids.